Molecule: messenger RNA, 840 nt
Organism: Macrobrachium nipponense
Lineage: Eukaryota; Metazoa; Arthropoda; Malacostraca; Decapoda; Palaemonidae
Exons: 5
Coding region: 1-840 (279 amino acids)
Source: RefSeq, a predicted model, not a curated record
AUGGAGAGGGAACAAGAUGCUUCUCUGGGAGUCUUUGAGAUGACGGCAUCUCAGCUCCAGAUAAAAUUGAAGGUCAGCUGCAUCGAUAUGUCGACCAAGCUCAAGAUAUCAGGAGGAUUAGAAGCGAAGCUCAAUAUCUCUUCCGUGUGGAGAACAGGGGACCAUUUCAAUUCCUGCAUUCACAUUCGACAACAACAAAUAUUUGACGAGAGACUCAAGUGGAAAGAAAUCAAUGUAACUCUCAGUCCUCCAGCAGCAGCAGAACCUGUCAGACUCCCACCGGAUCUGCAGUUUCUCUUCCCUGUCCCAAUCAGUCGUGUAUCACCUGCAAAACAUCAGUCAUCCACAGUCCAUAUCCCCACCUCUGGAUCUACAUCCUUGCCCCCACAUCCAACACCCACUUCCCAUGCUCUCCCGCAGCCUCACCACCCCAUACCCCACGUGCCCACUUCACACCUCAGCUCACACCCCACCCCCGACUCCACAAUCCAUCCCCACCUCACACCCUGCAGCCCCCACACUCUUACCCCACCCCACACCACACUGCACAUUCCACACCCACCCUUCCCCACCCUAUUCCAACCUAUACACCCCAUCACCCCAUACCCCGCCCCUCACGCCACACCCUGCUACACGCCCUAUCCACACCCCACCCCAUACCAACUUGUCCUCAGGACAAAGCAGAGUCAGUCGGACGAAGCCAGAGACGCAGCUGUGGCUGACAGACCACCACCACCUCCUCCUCCUCCUCCUCCUCCUGUUAAUAUCUCACAUUCCUCUGCUGUUUAUUACUCAUUCCUCCUCCUGCUGUGUCUCCCUCUCACCCACCCGGGAAUCUAA